CCUGCAUCCUCGUGGUGAUUGCGGUCAUUGAGCUCGGCCAUGCACUGCUCAACUUUUCGGCCGGCGAGAGCACCGCCGCCGUGGACUACGUCUCGCCGCUCUCCAAGAUCUUCACAUAUGGGCUGGCCGGCGUGCUGCUGGUCCUCAACAGGAUCCAGGGCAUGCGGACCUCCGGAGUGCUCUUCAUGUUCUGGGCCAUCCACAUGGUGAUCGGCGCGCUCACCACGCGCACCAGCGUCAACCGGCUCGCCAUCGAGAGGGAGAAGUGGCCCAAUGGCACGCACCCCACCCUGCCGGAGGAGGGGCUGUCGUCGCUCUUCCUGACCUGCACCUGGCUCAUCGGCUAUCCGCUCAUCGUGCUGCUGUUCCUGCUCAACUGCUGGGCGGACGCCGAGCCCAAGCUGUCCCUGUACGCCGCCAAGGUCGAUAGACCAUGCCCGGAGGGCGCGUCCUCGUUCCUGUGCCGCGCCAUGUUCGCCUGGCUGGACCCGCUGGUGUACAAGGGCUUCCGCAGGCCUCUGGUCAUCAGCGACAUCUGGGGCUUGAACGAGGCGGAUACCUCCGUCGAAGUCGUUCCAGCCUUUGAUAAGUAUUGGCUGAAAAGUGGGAAACCAAGGAAAGACAACUCCAAAGAGCCCUCUAAGGAAAAAGCUUCAGAGAAUGGAAAGAGUAACCAUGCCAGUAAUAAGUCUGGUGUCCCCAAUUCCUGGUCAAAAGGUGAAGUUGAACUUGAGCCGCUGUUUACCAAUAAUGCUCCAGGUCAAAAAGGGGGUAGUGAUGGCCGUCAACAGACAAACAUUAUGUACGCCAUGUGCCGUGCAUUUGGAGGAGUAUUUUUGGCCGGCUGUAUUGCAAAACUUUUUGAGACCACCAUUGUGUUUGUCAGUCCUCAAAUCUUAAGCCUUCUCAUAAGUUUUGUAGAAGGCGAUGAACCAGCGUGGCGUGGCUACAUGUAUGCUGUGCUCAUGUUAUUAGCUGCAACUUUCCAAACUCUCAGUAUGACCCAGCACAAUCAACGCAUGUAUAUUGUCGGAAUGCGCAUCAGAACUGCCCUAAUUUCUGCAAUUUAUCGGAAGGCUCUGCGAGUAUCGAAUUCGCUGAGAAAGGAAUUGACUCUGGGAGAAAUUGUCAACUUAAUGGCUGUGGAUGCUCAAAGGUUCACAGAACUCAUGGCGUAUAUUAAUUUGGUUUGGGCUGCCCCCUUACAAAUUAUUCUUGCUUUGUACUUCCUGUACCAAACCCUGGGAAUAUCAGCUAUUGCAGGCAUUGUUGUGCUCCUCUUCAUGGUUCCUGUGAAUGCAUGGUUGGCCGACCGUGUGGAAAGUCUGCAAAUUUCUCAAAUGGAACUUAAGGAUGAGAGAGUAAAACUCACAAAUGAGGUUCUUGGUGGUAUGAAAAUUCUUAAACUGUAUGCUUGGGAAGGUUUCUUUGGAGAUCUUGUGCAGAGCAUCAGAAACAAAGAGUUGGGUGUUUUGAAAGCAAAUGCCUACCUCAAUGGUUCAACUUGUUUCAUCUGGGUGUGUGCCCCAUUCUUGGUGUCUCUUGCAUCUUUUGGCAUGUAUGUAAUGAUAGAUGAAAACAAUGUUUUGGAUGCCAAAAAGGCAUUUGUGUCUGUCACUCUCUUCAAUAUUAUCAAGCAGCCUUUCACUAUGUUGCCCAUUCUCAUCUCAAACGCCAUCCAGGCUAGUGUAUCUGUAAGCCGCAUUAACAAGUUCUUGAACGCUGAUGAGUUGGACCCGAACUCUGUGACUCAUGACCCUCGUGAAGUGCAUCCCAUUAUUGUGGAGAAUGGAACUUUCAGCUGGGGGCCAGAUGAAACUCCAGCUCUUACAAAUAUUAAUUUGCGUUGUGAGAUGGGUCGCCUUGUGGCAGUGGUUGGUCCGGUUGCAUCCGGAAAGAGCUCUCUAAUUGCUUGUAUGAUGGGUGAAAUGGACAAACUGAGUGGCAGAGUGAACACAAAGGGUACCAUUGCCUAUGUUGCUCAACAGGCAUGGAUUCAGAAUGCUACACUUCGUGACAACAUUCUCUUUGGUUUGCCCAUGGAGAAGGAAAAGUACAACAUGGUAGUUGAGGCCUGUGCUCUGAAAGCUGACUUAGAGAUGCUUCCCGGUGGUGACCAGACCGAAAUUGGUGAAAAGGGUGUGAAUGUGAGUGGAGGUCAGAAGCAGAGAAUUGCUUUAGCUCGUGCUGUCUACAACUCAGCUGAUGUUUACCUCCUGGAUGAUCCCCUCAGUGCUGUUGACAGCCAUGUUGGCAAACACAUAUUUGAACAUGUCAUUGGACCCAACGGUUUGCUUCGAAACAAGACUCGAGUCUUGGUUACCCAUGGCAUUCACUACCUGCCUGAAACCGACUUGGUUGUUGUACUUGAUGAUGGAAACAUCGCAGAGUGUGCUCCUUAUCAAGAACUAAUUGACAGAAAGGGCGAAUUUUCAGACUUUGUUCUGCAGCAUUUGAAUGAUGGAAAAGUUGAAACCACUGGUACUCCUUCUGGUCCUGGUUCACCUGUUACUGAAAACCCUACCAAUGGUCACGGUCCUCUGCCCAUGAUUGAUGGAGCUGAACCAGCGAAACAUGAAGACCUCCAAAGACGCUUAUCCCGCAAAGGACGGCAGGACACUCACCGCCGACCGUCUCUUGGUGGUCCAACUAGAAAAAUGUCAAGGGGUAACCAGCCUCCGAUGGGCCGCGUCGAUUCCAUCAAGGGACUUCAUCGCAGGCGGUCUUCCAUUCACAGAUCAUGGUCAAAGGUAACCACAACACUGUCUAGUAGUCUUCAAGAAAUGGAUGAAGUUGAAGUGCGCAACGCUCCAAAGCAGGGCGAACGACUCACAGAGGCUGAAGUUGCUGAGACUGGCAGUGUGUCGCUGAAAGUGUAUUCACAUUAUUGUCGAGCUGGUGGCUUGUGGUUGUGUUUUGCCACAAUGUUAUUCAACGCACUCUAUCAAGCUUGUGCCGUUGGCACAAAUGUGUGGUUGACGCAGUGGAGUGCUGACCAUGAGACAGCCCAGAAACUCAACACAACUAUGUCCCACCAACAAAGAGACCUGUAUCUUGGAAUUUAUGGUCUCUUUGGAUUUGGUCAAGCUCUGACUCUGUUCAUCUCUGAUGUUGCCCCUCGUCUGGGAGCGUGGUAUGCUGCGAAAGUAAUGCAUGAUGUGAUGCUCCAUGGUGUUGUGCGAGCCCCUCUCUCCUUCCAUGACGUCACUCCCCAAGGUCGUAUUCUGUCUCGAUUUUCAAAGGAUGUGGAUGUUAUGGACAAUCUUCUACCACAACAGAUCGCCGAUACCCUGUGGUGUAUGUUUGAGGUCUGUUCAACCUUGGUUGUCAUCAGUGUCAGUAUGCCCAUAUUCAUGACGGUCAUCAUUCCCAUUGCUAUCCUCUAUUACUUCAUUCAGAGAUUCUAUGUAGCAACAUCAAGACAAUUGAAGCGGUUGGAAUCUGUUACCAGAUCUCCUAUUUAUUCACACUUUGGUGAAAGUGUAACUGGUGCUGCCACCAUACGAGCGUAUAAUGUGAAGGAGCGCUUUAUUCGUGACUCUGAAAUACGUGUGGACAUCAACCAGUCAUGCUUUUACCCCAGUAUUAUCGCUGCCAGAUGGUUAUCAGUACGCCUUGAAACAGUGGGAAACCUCAUUAUUUUCUUUGCUGCCUUGUUUGCUGUUAUGAGCAAAGAUACUGUUGGAGCUGGUCUGGUUGGCUUGUCUAUCAGUUAUGCACUUCAGGUAACAUCUGUUCUGAAUCUUAUGGUGCGCCUCUCCUCAGAAGUAGAAUCAAAUAUUGUUGCUGUGGAAAGGUUAAAAGAAUACGGAAACACUCCUGAGGAAGCAGCUUGGACUCUGCCUGACAAAACAGUGGCCCCAUCUUGGCCUGAAAAAGGAGCUGUUAAUUUCAUAGACUACAAGGUGCGCUACAGGGAGGGCUUGGAUCUUGUCCUUAAGGGACUAUCCUUUGGUGUUUCUGGUGGUCAAAAGGUGGGAAUUGUGGGACGUACUGGUGCUGGUAAAUCGUCUCUCACUCUCGCUCUGUUCCGCAUUGUUGAGGCUGCUGAUGGUAAAAUUAUCAUAGAUGAUGUCGACAUUUCAACCCUUGGCCUUCAUGAACUGAGAUCUAGAAUUACUAUAAUCCCUCAGGACCCAGUUCUGUUUUCCGGUUCACUGCGCAUGAAUUUGGAUCCAUUUGCAAAACAUUCAGAUGCUGAGCUGUGGACUGCUUUGACUGAUGCGCAUUUGAAAAGCUAUGUUGAGGGAGAGGGUGAAGGGUUGGAACUGGAAGUCACAGAAGGUGGAGAGAAUCUCAGUGUUGGGCAGAGGCAACUGGUUUGCCUUGCCAGAGCCCUUUUGCGGAGAACUCGUGUUCUUGUUAUGGAUGAAGCAACAGCUGGUGUUGAUCUUGACACUGAUGAUCUCAUUCAGAGCACAAUCCGCACGAAGUUCAAGGAUUCUACAGUACUUACAAUCGCUCAUCGGCUGAACACCAUUGUUGAUUCAGACAUGGUUCUGGUGCUAGAUCAAGGCAAGCUUCUUGAACUGGACUCACCGGAACGUCUGCUGAAUGACAAGAGCACAGUUUUCUAUUCCAUGGCCAAGGAUGCAGGUCUAGUGUCGUGAGAUGUAUUAGAAACAUUUUGGCAAGAUCAGUUGUCUGAACAAAAGAUAACUAUGCAUAGGUUAGUAAUAAUUUAUUGUGAAUACCCUUGUACAGAUAGCACUGUUCUUACUCUUCCUAUCACCUCCCUCCCCCUUCUUUCUCUAUCUCUCUCUUUUUGUCUCUCUUUGUGUUCACAUUAUGUUCAUUCAAGAUCUAAAUUCAUGCUUUAAGGACAUGUUAUUAAGUCUGCAAUGAGCAAUAUGCCUAACAAAGAUUUUAAGUUAGUACUUAGUUAAAUGCAAAGUUAUAUUUUUUAACAUGACACAUUUCUAUUUUUAAUGUUUUGUACAGAUGUCAGACUGCAGAAGUUCUUUUUGUUUGUUUUUUUAAGGAUGUGAGAUAGUGGAACGCAUACAGAUUGUAACUCAUUGUGAUAAUGUAAUGCUAUACAAAUCCUUUCUGUGAUGUAUUCUCUUGUCUUGCUCCUUACAUUGUGCUGGUAUCUCUAGUCAAGUCUCAGAAAUGAACAAGUUUGUGAGUUUUACAGAGAAACUGCAAGUUGCAUUUGUUGAUUCUUGGACUCAGCAAUGGUACAUAAUUCAGAUUUCUAAUCUUAAAAAAAAAAGUCAGAACUGAAUUCUUUCAUCUUCUAUCCAUUUGUGUCAAUACAGUUACUAUAUGAGUUUAUUCAUGAUUGUUUUGCCCUUGACACGAAUGGGUAAAUUUCAUACGAGAACAUUGUACAACAGGAGUGCUUUCUAUAUCAAUUUUUUUAAAAAUUCAACUUAGGAGAUCCACCACUUUUACUGCUAAUGCCUGCCCAUUUCAUAGAACUGCAGGUUUAUUCUGGAUCUAAAGUGCAAGAAUCGAAGACCUUUUGUGCCUCACAUGAAGAAUAAUAAAAAUAAUGCAAAUUUCUGAACUGGAAAUAAUAAUGACAAUGUGAUAGUCUUGAGUGGUUCUUGUUCGGCAUUGUUAAUACUGUGCCACAGUUACAGAAUCUUGAAGAAAAAAUUCAUGUCUAUGUCUAUGGAUUGAGGCUGUCUGAAAUACAACGGAUUUGUAUACUUCAAGUGAUGAUCUUUGGUUAUCAAAGAAAUUGUACUUAUAUGUUUUGAGCCAAACUGUCAUAAUCACCAUGGCAGCCACAUGACUUGGUGGUUGCUAGCCUCCAUUUAUCAUACAUUUUCUGUUUCACUGCUGCUUUGGCAGCUUGGGAGGAGAUGCUUGUGAUGUAGAAUUAAGUUGUUUUCGUUCUGAAAUGUAUCAUCAUUAUUGUUAUGAUCAUUCUCAUUGAUUUGCAUGCCUUUUCAUAAUCCAUAACCGGUUAAUGUGUAAAUGAACAUUUCUGUAAAUGUAUGAAUGAGUACGUGUUGACUGCGCCUCUGCGCUUGUAUCAAAAAUAAAUAUACUAGAACCAAUCA
Molecule: messenger RNA, 6014 nt
Organism: Thrips palmi
Lineage: Eukaryota; Metazoa; Arthropoda; Insecta; Thysanoptera; Thripidae
Product: multidrug resistance-associated protein 1-like
Exons: 29
Coding region: 162-4610 (1482 amino acids)
Biological process (GO): transmembrane transport
Cellular component (GO): membrane
Molecular function (GO): ATP binding; ATP hydrolysis activity; ABC-type transporter activity
Source: RefSeq, a predicted model, not a curated record